GUAUGCAUGGAUUCUUAGUAGUAUACAGGAUGGAGGUUACGAGAGAGUUCCCUCCACACUUGGCUCAUUAGCAAUGGCUUCCUGCUCCAUUUGCCACUCCUAACCAACUUUCCAUACACACACAUACAUCAAUCAUCAAGACUAAUUCUCUCAGUGCAAGCAACAACAUCACACACAUUGGGAGGGAAUUAAUGCAUGAGGAUGGCAUACAAAUGGGGAUGCAUGGAAGCAACAACAAUGGUGCUUGUGGUGUGGUUGGCCGCUUUGUCGAUGGCGACGACGACACGAGGCCAGCAGAGGAGUAAUCUGACAAGAGGGAGCUUCCCAAAGGGCUUCGUCUUCGGCACCGCCGCCUCCGCCUACCAGUAUGAAGGAGCCGUCAAGGAGGAUGGAAGAGGACCUGCAAUUUGGGACAAAUUUGCACACACGUUUGGGAAGAUUCUUGACUUCAGCAAUGCCGAUGUUGCAGUCGACCACUACCACCGUUUUGAGGAGGACAUUGAGCUCAUGGCAGAUAUGGGAUUGGAUGCGUACAGAUUCUCGAUAGCGUGGUCUCGGAUUCUCCCAAAUGGCACCGGUGAGGUCAACCAGGCAGGCAUCGACCACUACAACAAGGUGAUCAAUGCACUAAUAGCGAAAGGGAUUGAGCCAUAUGUAACACUGUACCACUGGGACCUUCCCCAAGCCUUGGAGGACAAGUACAUGGGCUUGCUAGACAGGCAAAUAAUCAACGACUACCUGGCGUAUGCGGAGACGUGUUUCGAGGCAUUCGGGGACAGAGUGAAGCACUGGAUCACCUUCAAUGAGCCGCACACGGUAACGGUGCAGGGCUACGACAGCGGUAUCCACGCACCGGGCCGCUGCUCCGUGCUCCGGCACCUCUACUGCAAGCAAGGCAGCUCAGGCACCGAGCCCUACAUUGUUGCCCACAACAUCAUCCUGGCUCAUGCCACGGUUUCAGACAUGUACAGGACCAAGUACAAGGCAAAGCAGAAUGGAGAGCUGGGGAUGUCAUUAGAUGUCAUAUGGUAUGAGCCUGCCUCAAACUCCACAGCUGAUGUUGAGGCAACCAAGAGAGCACAGGAGUUCCAGCUGGGAUGGUUUGCUGAUCCCUUCUUCUUCGGUGAUUACCCGGUGACGAUGAGAUCGAGGGUUGGAGUUAGGCUGCCGAGGUUCACGACGAAAGAGGCUGACCUGGUGAAAGGCUCGCUGGACUUCAUGGGAAUCAAUCACUACACCACAUUCUACACAAAGGAUGACAACUCCACUUACAUUAAGAAAUUUCUGAAUGAUACCUUGGCAGACUCAGGAUCCAUCAGCCUCCCCUUCAGAGAUGGCAAGCCAAUUGGAGAUAAGGCGAAUUCAAUAUGGCUAUACAUUGUGCCUGGCAGCAUGAGGAGCCUCAUGAACUAUGUCAAGGACAGAUACAACACGCCAACCGUCUACAUAACUGAAAAUGGGAUGGAUGAUAGCAACAGCCCCUUCAUCUCCCUCAAGAAGGCCCUCAAGGACAGGAAAAGGAUCAAGUACCACAAUGACUACAUGACAAACCUAGCGGAUUCCAUAAGGGAGGAUGGUUGCGAUGUCCGCGGGUAUUUCGUGUGGUCUCUUCUUGACAAUUGGGAGUGGACCGCAGGAUACACCUCGAGAUUCGGGUUGUACUAUGUGGACUACAGGGAUAACCUGAAGAGAUACCCCAAGAACUCAGUCCAAUGGUUCAAGGAUUUAUUGGCAUCCUCUUGAUCAAAAGUUGAGACCCAGAAUGUAGAGGGUCACGAUCAUUUGGCAUGUAGACAUGAUCACAUACCAAUUGGAGCCUUUCCCUGCAUGUAUUCAUCGAUUGUAUAUAAAUAUAGUGAGCCUGAAAAACUUGUUGUACAUAAUUGUUGGUUUGAGAUAAUGGAAUUAUCAUUUUCGAUCGCU
Messenger RNA from Brachypodium distachyon (stiff brome), 1923 nucleotides. RefSeq names its product beta-glucosidase 34. Gene Ontology annotation, biological process: carbohydrate metabolic process. The coding region runs from base 196 to 1743 and encodes 515 amino acids. Gene Ontology annotation, molecular function: beta-glucosidase activity. The record is from RefSeq and is a predicted model, not a curated record. The transcript has 14 exons. NCBI's taxonomy places the organism in Eukaryota, Viridiplantae, Streptophyta, Magnoliopsida, Poales, Poaceae.